Molecule: messenger RNA, 948 nt
Organism: Macadamia integrifolia
Lineage: Eukaryota; Viridiplantae; Streptophyta; Magnoliopsida; Proteales; Proteaceae
Product: peroxiredoxin-2F, mitochondrial
Exons: 5
Coding region: 139-738 (199 amino acids)
Biological process (GO): hydrogen peroxide catabolic process; cellular response to oxidative stress; cell redox homeostasis
Cellular component (GO): cytoplasm; mitochondrion
Molecular function (GO): thioredoxin peroxidase activity
Source: RefSeq, a predicted model, not a curated record
CAAAGAGAUCGCCCUAGCUUUCUUCUCUUGAUCUGUGCUAAUCAUAAGAGAGAGAGAGAGAGAACAAGCCUGACUGACUCUCUUCCAGAGACUACAGGAACGAAAAAGAGGGCGAGAGAGACAAACAAGGAGAUAGCCAUGGCAUCUGCAAUUCUCAGGCGAUCGAACGGCAGUUCGAUGCAGUGGAUGGCGACUGGGUUUCGAGCUGCUGUUUCGAGGGCCUUUGCGUCCGUUUCAGUCGGAGCUGACAUCGUUGAUGCAGCUCCAGGUGUCUCUCUUCAGAAGGCUCGUACCUGGGAGGAAGGGUUAUCCUCUAAUUUCUCCACUACACCUCUCAAAGAUAUCUUCAAGGGUAAGAAAGUCGUCAUAUUUGGGCUCCCUGGCGCAUUCACUGGAGUUUGUUCUAAAGCUCAUGUGCCUAGUUACAAGAACAACAUCGAUAAGUUCAAGGCCAAGGGGAUUGAUUCUGUAAUUUGUGUAGCCGUCAAUGACCCAUAUGUUAUGAAGGGAUGGGCAGAGAAGCUUGAAGCAAACGAUAUUGAAUUUUAUGGGGACUUCACUGGGAGCUUCCACAAGAGCCUGGAGUUGGACAAAGAUCUUACUGGUGCUUUGAUGGGACCUCGUUCUCAGAGAUGGUCAGCCUAUGUUGAAGAUGGAAAGGUUAAGGUUCUCAAUGUAGAGACAGUCCCAUCUGAGUUCAAGGUUUCUGGUGGAGAUGUGAUUUUGGGCCAGAUAUAAGCCACUUUUAUUUCAGGAUUCUUGUGUUGGCUUGUUUCUCAGGUCAGUAGUAUAUAGGUUCCUCAUUAAUAAAGAGUAAGAACAUGAUGUUUACAAUGAAUUUUGUUUUUUGUUUUAGUGAUCAAAGUAUUAUUGUGACCUUUUAGAACCACUUGUAAUCUAUGUUUUUUGGGCAUUCUACCUUCCUAAUUGAAUCUCUCUGUCCCAUCA